Messenger RNA from Culex quinquefasciatus (southern house mosquito), 2051 nucleotides. RefSeq names its product augmin complex subunit dgt5 (gene dgt5). The transcript has 4 exons. The coding region runs from base 87 to 1985 and encodes 632 amino acids. NCBI's taxonomy places the organism in Eukaryota, Metazoa, Arthropoda, Insecta, Diptera, Culicidae. The record is from RefSeq and is a predicted model, not a curated record.
GAAUUCAGUUGGUUUGAGUUGUUUCCAACAGUUUUUUGUUGAGUGAAAAUCAUUUUUGUGCAAAAUAGUGUCUAUUCUAGCCCGAAAUGGACGAAAUAACCCAGUUCAAACUGUGGGCCUCCAAGCUGGGCUGCCCGUUGGACAAAAUUCCGGCCGAUGAAACGCUCAAAAAAUACAUCCGCGGCAAGCAGAGUGUCGUGUUCCGGCACAUUAUGGACCAGGUCCGGCCGCGGCAGGAGAUCGUGCACAUGCGGAACAACGUUCUCGUGGCCAAGCUGCAGCAGUUCCAGGAGCUGGGAGGAGUGCUGGCGAAAUCGAAAUUGAAUCAAAUGCCUGAAGAAUUGCAGCGGUUUCAAAAAGUCAGAAAGUUGGAUGCAAAAAUUGCGGAAACUAAACAGCGAAUUCAUAAUUCGAAGAAUGUGCUUGAGUCGGUUACGGGCAAAAUAAGAGAAAAGAAUGUUCAAAAGGUCCAGACAAAUGAAAAGCUGCAUGAGAUGAACGACAAGCUGGCCUAUUAUCGAGCAAUCGAAGGCUUUCUAACGAAACAGUCCGAGAAGGAGGUAGAAAUCAAGCAAACAAUAGAGCAGUUGAUGCCAGCCCGGAUGGUCGAAUCGUCCAAAACCAAGGCCAACGCUGUAGAUGCGAUCCAGUUGUGCUUGAAGGCAUUGGAGGAGUUUUAUGCAAAGUUCAGCGAACUCAAGCAAGAAGGUAGCAAACAGGCCCAGCAGGUUCUAUGGGCUACGAUGAGAUCGGCCGUCAAGGGAAUCCCAAACUAUCUUCUGUGGAGUGUUCUCAUGGAGAUUAAGGAGAAACAGCUGGCUGAAAUAUCCGAGGCGGAUCGCAAGCAGAACGAGCUGGAGAAGAAUGGAACGUUGUCCGAUCACGACAUGCUACAGGUCAACAUUGCCAAGCUAUGCGGGUCGCACAUCAAUCAGUUUGUCGAUUUGGUGGCGAUGAAGAAAUCCGUUCAAGCCAUGAAGGAUGACUAUCUGGCCAAGUACACACCAUUUGCGCAGAUGCUGGAGACCAAAAUGAACCUGUUGAAUGUGAUGGACGACGAGUCGGAUGACGUACUGGAGGAUUACAUGCUGCAGUCGACCUCGAAGGACUUCAACCAGGGUCAGUUGGAUUUUAUGCUUAAGGAAAUCGAACGCAAGAAGCAAGAAAUCAAAAUACAAACUCAAAGGCUCGACAACCACGAGCAGUUGUUGGCUCAACUGAGAGAGAUUUACAGCGAAAUUGAUUCGUACUCCGAGCGCAUGCAGGACGACAUCCAGCAGCUGAACCAAAUCAAAGAGAAGAUUUCCUAUUUCAAGCGCUUCAGCCGUUACACCGUUCACAACAUGCGUCAAAAGACAAACCCCAACCAGACGAUGAAUCUCAGCGAGCAAUCAAUGAACAUGACUCGCAUCGAAAACAGCACCACAACCACAAACGGUCCCGUCUACUCCCCGCAGCCCUUCCCCUACGCCAACGAACUAACCCUCCUCGCCCAAACUCCCUUCCUCAAGUUCAACAAAUCCUCCAAAAUGCCAAUCUUCUCCCUCGAAACGCACAUCUGCCUGUCGUCCUCCUCCGCCGAACCCAACUCGAUCCUGUCUCUCCUCCCAGGCUGCUUCUCGUCCGCCGAACAGUCCCUGCGCGAAGCGCGCAACCUCCAAAAGUUCGACGACCACAUCAAAUCGUUCGCCAGCGACACCAAGCCGGAACUGGACACGGCGUCCGUCGACGGGGACCUGUACCGCCGGCUGUGGGCGGCAAAUCACGAGCGGAUCUGCGAACAGCUGGACGAAAUCGAUGCCAUCUCGGGCAACACGAGACAAAUCAUUGAGAAGAGUCGCGUUUACUACGAUUUUGUGCUGGCAAAUCCGCUGCGGAAGUACGUUCCGCCGAAGAAGCUGUUCAAUGGGCGCAAUUAUCGCGAGUAUGAGAGUGAAUAUUUGAUGUACUAUCGGAUGAUCAAUGGGACGAUGGGGGGAAAGUGAGUGUGAUUAAAAAUAAGAUAUUUUAGCAUAAGAGCAGAAAUAAAUGUAUUCAGUAUUCAACCCGAA